This is a messenger RNA of Arabidopsis arenosa, 3885 nucleotides long. The record is from the annotation of a GenBank genome assembly. Lineage: Eukaryota; Viridiplantae; Streptophyta; Magnoliopsida; Brassicales; Brassicaceae.
AAAAACCAAACAAUUGUCUUAACUUCUCUAUGUUUCCAACACUAGUCGUCUCACUAUCACAAGAACUCGAAGAAGCUUCUUUCAUUCACUACUACUCACAGAUCUCUUGUUUCUUGAAGAAGAAAAAAAUGCAGCAAAACUCUGUUCUUCUUGCUCUGUUUCUCCUCUGUUUUUCAAUCGGGUCGGGUUCGGGUCAACCGGGUCAAAGAGACGAUCUUGAAACUCUUCUCGAACUAAAGAACUCUUUUCUCACAAACCCAAAAGAAGAAAACCUUCUCCGAGAUUGGAAUUCCGGUGAUCCCAAUUUCUGCAACUGGACCGGCGUCACAUGCGGUGGUCGUGAAAUCAUCGGUUUAAAUCUCUCCGGUUUAGGUUUAACCGGGUCAAUUUCACCUUCAAUCGGCCGGUUUAACAACCUAAUCCACAUCGAUUUGUCUUCGAACCGUCUCGUUGGUCCCAUCCCAACGACUCUCUCUAACCUCUCUUCUUCAUUGGAAUCGUUGCAUCUCUUCUCUAACCAACUCAGUGGCGAGUUACCGAGUCAACUCGGCUCACUCGUGAAUCUCAAGUCGUUAAAACUCGGUGACAACGAGCUCAACGGAACAAUCCCGGAGACUUUUGGGAACCUCGUCAACCUCCAGAUGCUAGCUUUGGCUUCGUGUAGACUCACCGGUUUUAUACCGAGUCAACUCGGUAGUCUCGUUCAAAUCCAGGCUUUGAAUCUACAAGAUAACGAGCUCGAAGGACCGAUUCCGGCGGAGAUCGGAAACUGCACCAGCCUCGUUAUGUUUGCCGCGGCGGUGAAUCGUCUCAACGGUUUGAUUCCAAAGAGAUUAACAGAGUUAAGGAAUCUUCAAAUACUUGAUUUGUCUUCGAAUAAUCUCACCGGAGAAAUACACGAAGAGUUCUGGAGAAUGAAUCAGCUUGUUGCUUUGGUUUUAGCGAAAAAUCGUCUCUCUGGUUCGUUACCAAAGACUAUAUGUUCUAACAACACGAGCUUGAAGCAACUGGUUCUGUCUGAAACUCAACUUUCCGGCGAAAUUCCGGUGGAAAUCAGUAAAUGUCAGUUACUAGAAGAGCUUGAUUUGUCGAACAAUACGCUCACAGGUCGAAUCCCGGAUUCGUUGUUUCAGCUCGUUGAACUCACGAAUCUUUAUCUUAACAACAAUAGCUUGGUGGGUACGUUAUCUUCCUCAAUAUCAAACCUCACGAAUCUACAAGAGUUUACUCUGUAUCACAAUAACUUGGAAGGCAAGGUACCGAAGGAAAUCGGAUUUCUUGGUAAAUUGGAGAUUAUGUAUCUAUAUGAGAAUCGGUUUUCGGGUGAAAUGCCGGUUGAGAUUGGGAAUUGCACGAAAUUGAAGGAGAUUGAUUGGUAUGGGAAUCGUUUGAGUGGAGAGAUUCCUUCUUCAAUAGGAAGAUUGAAAGAGCUUACUCGGCUUCACUUGAGAGAGAAUGCGCUUGUGGGAAACAUUCCCGCCAGUUUGGGUAACUGUCAUCGAAUGACGGUUUUGGAUUUAGCGGAUAAUCAGCUUUCGGGUUCGAUUCCUCCCUCGUUCGGGUUCUUAACGGCGUUAGAAUUGUUUAUGAUUUACAAUAAUGCUCUUCAAGGAAAUCUUCCGCAUUCGCUUAUCAACCUGAAGAAUCUCACAAGAAUCAAUUUUUCCAGUAACAAGUUUAACGGUACUAUCAGUCCGUUGUGCGGUUCAAGCUCUUAUCUCUCGUUUGAUGUCACGGACAACGGAUUCGAGGGAGACAUACCUCUUGAGCUAGGUAAGUGUCUGAAUCUUGAUCGUUUAAGGCUAGGGAAGAAUCAAUUCACAGGAAGAAUCCCUUGGACAUUUGGGAAGAUCCGUGAGCUUUCUUUGUUGGAUAUCUCGAGGAAUUCUCUCACGGGAAUCAUACCGGUAGAGCUCGGUUUGUGCAAGAAGCUGACACACGUUGAUCUCAACGAUAACUUUCUUUCAGGUGUUAUACCUCCAUGGCUUGGAAAUCUUCCAUUGUUGGGAGAGCUCAAGCUUUCUUCUAAUCAGUUUGUUGGGUCUCUCCCUACUGAGAUUUUCAAUUUAACCCGUCUUCUUACGCUAUCUCUAGAUGGUAAUUCACUUAACGGCUCAAUCCCGCAAGAGAUUGGAAACUUGGAAGCUCUCAAUGCGUUGAACCUUGAAAAGAAUCAGCUUUCAGGUCCUCUUCCUUCAGAGAUAGGCAAGCUGAGCAAACUUUUGGAGCUUCGGUUAUCGAGAAACGCUUUUACCGGAGAGAUCCCAGUUGAGAUUGGACAGCUACAAGAUCUUCAAAGUGCUUUAGAUCUCAGCUACAACAACUUUACGGGACGUAUACCAUCGACGAUUUCGACUUUACAUAAGCUUGAAUCUCUUGAUCUGUCUCACAAUCAGCUUGUAGGAGAAGUUCCUGGCCAAAUCGGUGACAUGAAAAGCUUGGGAUAUCUUAACCUCUCUUACAACAACCUCGAGGGAAAGUUAAAGAAACAGUUCUCUAGAUGGCAAGCUGAUGCAUUUGUAGGCAAUGCAGGUCUUUGUGGAAGCCCUCUUAGUCACUGUAACAGAGCUGGAUCAAACAAGCAACGAAGUCUUAGUCCCAAAACCGUGGUUAUAAUCUCUGCAAUUUCAUCAUUAGCAGCGAUUGCUUUGAUGAUACUUGUUAUCGUCCUUUUCUUCAAGCAAAAUCAUGAUCUUUUCAAGAAAGUGCGAGGCGGAAACAGCGCAUUCUCAUCAAACUCUUCUUCAUCACAAGCUCCUCUCUUUAGAAAUGGAGGUGCAAAGUCAGAUAUAAAGUGGGAUGACAUUAUGGAAGCUACACAUUAUCUUAACGACGGGUUCAUGAUUGGAUCAGGAGGUUCAGGAAAAGUUUACAAAGCGGAUUUGAAGAAUGGCGAGACGAUUGCUGUGAAGAAGAUUCUUUGGAAAGAUGAUUUGAUGUCAAACAAGAGCUUUAACAGAGAGGUUAAGACACUUGGAACAAUCAGACAUAGACAUUUGGUUAAGCUAAUGGGUUAUUGCAGCAGUAAGGCAGAUGGCUUGAAUCUGUUGAUUUACGAGUAUAUGGCGAAUGGAAGCGUUUGGGAUUGGAUUCAUGCGAACGAGAAGACGAAGAAGAAGGAUAUUCUUGAUUGGGAAACAAGAUUGAAAAUAGCAGUUGGGUUGGCUCAAGGAGUGGAGUAUCUUCAUCAUGAUUGUGUUCCACCGAUUGUUCAUCGCGAUAUUAAGUCCAGUAAUGUGCUUCUUGAUUCCAACAUGGAAGCACAUUUAGGAGAUUUCGGACUCGCCAAGAUCUUAACCGGGAAUUAUGACACCAACACAGAAUCAAACACUAUGUUUGCAGGCUCUUAUGGCUACAUCGCGCCAGAGUAUGCUUACUCGUUGAAGGCGACUGAGAAGAGCGAUGUUUACAGUAUGGGGAUAGUCUUGAUGGAGAUAGUGACUGGUAAAAUGCCAACCGAAACAAUGUUUGAUGAAGAGACGGAUAUGGUUAGAUGGGUAGAGAUGGUUCUUGAGACGCCACCGGGUUCUGAAGCAAGAGAGAAGCUGAUUGAUUCAGAGCUUAAACCGCUUUUACCCCGCGAAGAAGAAGCAGCUUACCAGGUUCUUGAAAUAGCAAUUCAGUGCACAAAGACUUAUCCUCAAGAGAGACCAUCUUCAAGACAAGCUAGUGACUACCUUCUUAAUGUCUUCAACAAUAGAGCUUCAAGUUACAGGGAGGCGCAAUCUAACACCGAUAAAUGAUUUUCGAGACGCGAAAGCUGAGCAAACUCGACAUAUUUCUUCUUUUGAAAACUCUGUUUUGGUUGAGAGUAGAUUGAUGCAUUAUUUGCUUAGUAAACAUAUCAGUUUGUGAUAAAUAACGUAAUCAAGCAUGUAUUGCUUU